This is a messenger RNA of Caenorhabditis sp. 36 PRJEB53466, 2868 nucleotides long. The record is from the annotation of a GenBank genome assembly. NCBI's taxonomy places the organism in Eukaryota, Metazoa, Nematoda, Chromadorea, Rhabditida, Rhabditidae.
AUGAAGCGAGAAGACGACUUCGGUUGGUUUUGUUCUUUAAAAAAUUUCCAUGCCCAAGAUAUCCGUUUUCAUUGGCUUCUGGAUCUGGUUUCAUUGGCAUUCGGAUUAGAUUUUUCUCAAAUGAUGUUUCAUUUACAUUCUUAUUAAGAAACCCCUCAAGCCUCUAGUAUUUCAAGAAAUAGACUGUUAAAUGCAUCAUUCUUAAUUCUGAAAUAGGUCAACUAGAGUCUAGUAUCCGAAGACGAACCCAAUAAUUAUGUUGAGUUUAUGAUUACAUGGCACCUCUCCCAUCAUAACCACCACAUCAACAACAUGUUCCUCCGCUCUGUUGCAUCCCGAAUCGUCUCAAUUCGGCCGACCGCUUGUGUACUUGUCGGUCCCAUUUAUUUGGCCACCCCGUGUUCAUCUCCCGUUACUAUGUGUCCGUCGGGGAAAUCAUCGAAACAAGAUGACGUCACCAUUGGUCACCGUCUGCUCAAUCUGCCAGUUCAGCUGCUCCGCCGACAUCCGCCGCCGCCGCUCGCUUUCCCGACCAACCUUAUCAUUAGUCGCAUUCGCCCGCCUGAUUAGUGAUCUCGUUAAGCCAUGUGUCAUGUGUGUGUGUGUGUGUGUGUGUGUGUCUGAAAGUGCAACGUCUGACUUCUCUCUCUCUCGCCCUCCGAUGUCUCUCGUCGCAAUGAACAAGUGACGCACCUCUAUUCUCCUCUUCUCACUCCCGCGUGUCUCCUCUCGCCUUCUAAAAUUGUUGUUUUUGCUGCAUUCAUAUAAUGCUGGCCAACUCCAACAUCAUUUUGCGCAUUUUUCAAUAGCAACAAUUGCAAUAUUGUGCAGUUUCAGUCAUGGACCUAGUCGACCCGCUUGCGGAGCCGUGCGCCGUAUGCGGUGACAAAUCAACCGGGACACAUUACGGAGUCAUCUCGUGCAACGGAUGCAAAGUAAGACUUUUACUCACUUGUUGGAAUUGAUAUUAUCCAUUCCACGGUCUCCGUGUGUAACAUUUCGAUCGACAUUUCGAUCGGCAUUUUGGAGCAAAAUUUCGCGUUUUCGCACAAACUUAGCCAUGAAAAUGAAUCAAUUUCCCAUUUGUGUUCCAAUGUAAUCAUUGAAUAGGUUAAAACAGAUUUUCAAGCAGUUCUAUAUUCAUUUUCCAGGGAUUCUUCCGCCGAACCGUACUCCGCGAUCAGAAAUUCACGUGCCGCUUCAACAAACGAUGCGUGAUCGACAAGAACUUCAGAUGCGCGUGCCGCUACUGCCGCUUCCAGAAGUGUGUGCAAGUGGGAAUGAAACGAGAAGGUAAGCGUCUUCUUCUAUUUCUCCCGUAAAAAGAUGCUAGCGACCUCAUUCGCGCUAGAUGUCAAUUCGAGAUAGAGGCUCGACGGAAAAAAUAAAAAAGUUACGAUCUUCUUCUUCUUAUUCUUUGUCUCUUGCGGCUUUAGUCGUUCCAUUCCCUCCCAAUCUCGUCUCCUUCCAGCCAUUCAAUUCGAGCGUGACCCAGUCGGAUCGCCGACUUCUGGAGCCAGCGUCAACGGUAAUUCGUUUAAAAAAGAUCGGAGCAGUCCGAGCUACGAGAACGGCAACAACGGCAACGUGGGAAGCGUUGGAUCGAACGGCGGCGGACAAGAGAAUAUGCGUAGUGCGGCGGCGCCGACGAGCAGUGUAAUCGACGCUUUGAUGGAAAUGGAGUCGCGUGUCAAUCAGGAGAUGUGCAAUCGGUACCGACGCUCUCAGAUAUUCAACAUGAACGGGAACGCGGGUAGCGCCGAAGCGGACGGCGGCCUCCAAGGCGGACUGUCAGCGACGAUAGACUCGAGCGGCAAUUCGGCGUUUGCGCCGCCCGCCAAUCGACCGUGCACAACCGAGGUAGUGGUGGCGUGGAGAGGCUUUUGGUAAAAUCCACAGUUGAAUGCUUUCAGGAUCUGAACGAGAUAUCGAGGACGACCCUGCUGCUGAUGGUCGAGUGGGCGAAGACGAUCGAGCCGUUCAUGGAGCUGACGAUGGAGGACAAGAUCAUUUUGCUCAAGAACUACGCCCCACAACACUUGAUUCUGAUGCCGGCGUUCCGGAGUCCCGACACUACUCGUGUUUGCCUCUUCAACAAUACCUACAUGACCAGGGACAAUAGCACGGAUCUCAACGGAUUUGCUGCCUUCAAAACGAGCAAUAUCACGCCCCGAGUGUUGGAUGAAAUCGUCUGGCCAAUGCGACAACUGCAAAUGAGAGAACAGGAGUUUGUGUGCCUCAAAGCCCUCGCUUUCCUGCAUCCAGAAGCCAAGGGACUCUCGAAUCAGUCGCAGAUGAAGAUCCGAGAGGCCAGGAAUCGAGUGCUCAAGUCCCUUUACGCAUUCAUCCUUGAUCAGAUGCCCGACGAGGCGCCCACGCGGUACGGUAACAUUUUACUGUUGGCCCCUGCGCUCAAGGCGCUCACUCAGCUGCUGAUCGAGAAUAUGACGCUGACAAAGUUCUUCGGAUUGGCGGAGGUAACUAGUUGAAUCGAAAGAAGAUCGGGUUAGCAUGAAUGGAAAGUUUCAGGUGGAUUCUCUCCUUUCGGAGUUCAUUCUGGACGACAUCAACGAUCAUUCGACGGCGCCAGUCUCACUUCAGCAGCAUCUGUCGUCGCCGACUACUCUGCCGACGAAUGGAGUGAGUUUUGUCAGUUUUGACGAUUAGCUGUGCACGGAUCCCUUCCAGGUCUCUCCACUGACUGCCGCUGGAUCCGUUGGCAGCGUCUCUUCCGUCGUCUCCGGAAUCACGCCGACCGGAAUGCUCUCGGCCACCCUCGCCGCCCCGCUGGCCAUUCACCCCCUCCAGAAGCCAGAAUCCUUGCUCAACGGCAAUUCGGUUUUUGAUCAGAAGCCGCCGACCAACUAA